CGCGUGGGGAGUCACUCAGAUGAAAGCGGAGCAAGGAUCUUGGAGGGAGGAAGGGAGGCAGCCACAGGCAGAUGAAAGCAGGAGAGAUCAAGUUGGAGACAAAAGGUAUGAGAUAGAUGUAGCAGAGGAAGCCAGACGAGAGAAAUAACAGUGACAGAGAGCAAUAGCACAGAAAGACUAAGCUGAGCCGUGCCGUGCCGGGCUGCCUAAUACCACCGCCGUGAUUUCCCCCUAACAGCCUCCGCCACGGAGCCCAGAGAGCGCACGAGUGGGCUGUGCAGGAGCCUGUUGCCUGGAUACCUCUGCUGUCGCCACGGCGGCAAAACGCCAGGAUUGAACGGUGUGUGUGUUUUCUGGCUGGUGUUGCUGCCAUGGGAAAAACACAGCUGGCUGACUGUCUGCAUGGCUCCAUCGCUGGCUGGCUGACUCACUGACAACGCACGUAUGAAUAAGGAAGGAAUCUCCCUAAUACGGGGGCUUUGAGCAGAGGAGGGGGGAGGCUGGCGGUGGGACUGGCACUCGGCUUUGGAUGAUGAAGAAAGCUGUUUGGUAGAGAGGGACAGGAAGCAGAGAUUACCUUGGCGACCGAGUGAAAGAGAGGAAGCUAGGGGAGGCGAGACCCUGAGACGGGGGGAGGGGAGAGGAGUGGGGCCAUGCAGAUCCAGUCCUCUGGAUCACAGUCCAAAGCUUCCAGCUUCAUCCUCAGUCAGAGAUGUGUGCUGGCCUCCAAAAUGGAAACCCACCGUGAACAGAGUAUCUGCCAGGCGCGAGCCGCUGUCAUGGUGUACGACGACCCCAAUAAGAAGUGGGUUCCAGCUGGAGGGUCCACGGGCUUCAGCAGGGUCCACAUCUACCACCAUACUGGCAACAACGCCUUCCGCGUAGUGGGACGCAAGAUCCAGGAUCACCAGGUGGUGAUAAACUGUGCCAUUCCCAAGGGGCUGAAGUACAACCAGGCCACGCAGACCUUCCACCAGUGGCGGGAUGCCCGGCAGGUCUACGGCCUGAACUUUGGCAGCAAGGAGGACGCCAACGUGUUUGCCAGUGCCAUGAUGCACGCCCUGGAGGUGCUCAACUCCCAGGACUCAGGCCCCACGUUGUCCAGACAGGGCCCCCAGGUUCAGAAUGGUCCCAUGCCAGAAGAGAUGGAGCUGCAGAGAAGGCAGCUUCAGGAGAUGCAGAGGCAGAAGGAGAUGGAGCGUGAGCAUCAGGAGCGAGAGCGUCAGGAGAAGGAACGCCUGGAGCGAGAGAUGCUGGAGCGCGAGCGUCAGGAGCGUGAACGCCAGGAACAGGAACGCCAGGAGCAGGAACGUCGGGAGCGUGAGGCGCAGGCUGAGCAGGAGCAGCGGCUGGAGCGGCUGGAGCAGCAGGAGCGCAAUGAACGGGAGCUGCUGGAGAAGACUGAGAGGGAGCAGCAAGAGCAGUUGGACAGAGAGCAGCAGGACUGGGAAAGAGGCAGACGCAUCUCCAACGCCGCCUUCGAAAGCACCCUGUACACUCCCACGCCUCAGGAGUACAGAAGGACAUCCUCCACACCUGGAUCCCCAUCCACGCCCACCAGCCCAGCCCCUGGGACGCCCACACCCUCCUCUGUCACACCGCCAACCCCGCCUCUAAGGCAUUCGGCCUCAAGAUUUGCCACCUCUCUUGGUUCUGCCUUCCAUCCAGUCCUGCCUCACUACGCCACUGUCCCGAGGCGACAGCAAGCCAUCCCCCAGCCCGCUACUGCUCUGGCCCCCGUCCCACCUCCUCCACCCAAGUCUGUGGUGUGGUCAGCGAGCAACUUCACUCCCCUACCCCCCUCACCCCCUGUCAUGAUAAGCAGUCCCCCAGGGAAGGCUGCGGGUCCACGGCCGCUCAUCCCCAUUGCAGCACCUUCUCCUCUCACCCAGAAGCCCCCCUCACCGGCCCCCAGGCCGCCCAUGUUCCCUGCACCUUCUCCCGUGACCAUCCCACACAGCCACACCCCUAUUGGCAACGCUUGCCCCACCCCGCCUCCCCCACCACCCUCCCCCUCUCCCUCCCCCAAAGCUCCCCCUCCGUCUUCCUCCUUCGUCUCGUUCCCCUCCUCAUCCCAGGCUCCUGGUGUGCCCUCUCCCUCCACAGCGCCCCCUGCUGCCGCUGCCGCUGCCUCUGCCUCUGCUGAGCACCUCUCCCUCCACGUGGGCCUGUCGGGGCCGGGGGAGACGGACAAAGCUACAGGCCCAGAGGGAGGCUCCUCUUGUCAACCCCCGCCCCAGGACAUGGUGCAGACCCCAGGGUUGACCACCCCCACCCCUACCCCUCCCCCACCUACCCUGCCACCCAGCUCCACUGUGACCUCCAUCCCUUCCACUCUUGCCGGCCACCCCCCUCCCCCGCCUCCUCCACUCCCUCCUACACUGACUCCAGGCGGGACCCCCCUUCCUCCCCAAGUCCUCCACUCCUCUCCUGGAGCCCCCCUUCCUCCCCCGGCACCUCCCCUUCCCGCCGGACUCUUCUGCCCUGCGACGAGCGUCCGUCUCAGGACUGGCUGCCGCCCCGCCGGAGCCAAACUGCGCAAAGUGCCAAGGAGUGAUGAUGCAGGGGCUGCUCUGGCAGCAGCCAUGUUAGGGGCUGGAGGGACCGCGGGGGCCAAAUCUGAAGCCAGAGGCAACGGCCUUCUGCCUGGAGGAGGAGGGCUUAUGGAGGAGAUGAGCGCCCUAUUGGCUAGAAGGCGGAGAAUUGCAGAGAAGGGCUCGUCCCCUGAACCUGAUCAGAGAUCAGAGGAGGGGGGCGAGAUCAACACAACCCCUAAAGUGUCAGCCUGUAGCACACCAGACAUGCCCAGGAAGCCAUGGGAAAGAACAAACACCAUGAAUGGUAGCAAAUCUCCAGUUAUCGGAAGACCUAAAUCCACCCCUACACCUACUGCAUCCUUAAGUGCCAACGGCGUGCCAACAGAAGCUGUUGACUAUGACAGAUUAAAACAGGACAUUCUGGAUGAGAUGAGGAAGGAGCUGUCAAAGCUAAAAGAAGAGCUCAUUGAUGCAAUCAGGGAGGAGCUUGGGAAGUCCAGCACGGCGUAGAGGAACCAAACUCCCUCUUCAAAACAUCGACAUCCACGAGACCCGACGGACAAACCAGACAGAAUGGAUAAUAAAAUCAACAAAUGGUGACGAUGACAAUGAUCAUAUUAAUACUGAGAGAGGACAUUAUUGGACAAAACAACAAUGGACAGGGUGGUGGGAGGCUUGUAACUCUGAGAGCCUGCUGCCCCCUCCCACUGAGGGCAUCGCAUCCUGGAGGACAGUGUCUGAAACAGAAGCAAAUGUCUUUAUGCAAAGUAGAUUUCUCUCUCCUUGUCCUAUAAUAAUAAUAACAACAAGAAAGAAAAAGAAACACAAAACAAUCUUGAACUCUUCUAUGAUUCUGUAUUAACCAUUGGCGCAUAAGUGAACAACAGCGGUGAUGCUAAGAAUCAAAACUCUUGGGAUUUUAAAUGAAUGAAAGGGCAUGUUUAAUUAAGAGAGUUUGGAGGCAGGAAGAAUGGGGGAUGGAAAAUAUCAACUUAUUUCCCCAUAAUGCCAUAGAGGUAGGGUGCGUGUGUGUGAGUGUGUUUGUGUGUAUGGGGACUGACAGUCUCUGGUGAAGUCCACCACUGCAGGACACUGUAAAGCUUGUCUUCCUCAAAUACUAUUUUACCCUGAAUAUGUACAAAAGAGAGAAAACGUUAUUUAGUAAAAAAACAUCUAUCCUCCAUGUCUGCCGCCGUGUAGAUCUGCGGCCAUAUCAAGUAGCUCAAUAAUCCAAUCUUUAAACAGGAUGCUCUCUUGUCUGUGGAAUCAUAAUCACAAGUGCUGUUGUCUCCCGUCAUGUCUUUGUCCAUGCUGUUGAGUGGCAGGUGGACGGACACGGAGGACAGCUGCCAAUCACACUGCAGCCGUCCUAGCUCUCUACCAAACCUUCUCUGGCAACUCAAAGUUCUGAUUGGUGUAUACCUGUCAUGCAAGUUGACCAUGGUGACGUGACGUGUAGCUAGAACUGACUUUUCUUCCUCUACGUUUUGGUUUGAAAACUCUCUGUCAUGUUUGUCAUAUUUAGGUAGCCUACUCUGCAUGGUUGUUUUCUCUAAACUCUAAGGGUCACAAGUCUGCCACGAAAUGACAUUAGCUGUCAAGUUUUAUAACAAGCAAUAAGUGUAGCAUCUAUUUGAAGGCCCACCUGUCCCAGUCCUAACACCACCAAACAUGUCUCCAUGUCUGUCUGUCCCCAUUGGACGAUGUUACUGUGGGACACCUCGCCACUUCUCGUCAACUUUAUCGCAGAUAUUCUGUGACCCUGAAGGCUGACAGGACACAAUAUCAGAGCAACGCUGUAAGAUAUGAUUUCAUGGAAUAUCACCAUUUUUUAAGUCACAAUACUCUCCUUUUUGUUUUGGUUCAUUUUCUAUAAAGUAUUUGAAGGAUACUGUGUCUUUUUAUCCUUUAUUGUUAAAUAUGAUUAUUUUACUGCAUUUAUAAACUCAACCUUUUGGAAGGUGCACAGGACAACCCAAAUGUGUGAGAGAUGGUGACCAUAUGAGGACAUGAAUGUGCCAUUUACUAUUUCUAGUGCUUAGACCUACUGUUUCAGCUUUUUUUCUCCUGCCAAUGUCAAAUUAUCAACACGAGAAACUGUUCUUCUGAAAACGCUUCAGUGCUGAUUUGUUUCACUAAAAGUACAAUCACCCUGAGAGGAAUAUGUUGGAGCUGUAGCUAAUGUCUAUGUCCCACUCUGUUCUCUCUGUCCUGGUGAGAAUCUGAGGAGGAUAUGUAUCUCGCCGUGGGGUUUUCAGGACAACAAUCUUUUGACUUUCCAAAAGAAUCCAAGCUGGUAUCUUGACUGUUCCAUGUAUCAUAAUUGAGAACUCACAAGCCAAUACAGUGUGCAUGCCAUCACCACAGUUGGGAGACCUGCAAUAGGCCUAUUUUGAAAAGGAAUGGUAACAAUCAAAUGGUGGAAACAUCCUCACUUUUAGUCCUACAAUUACUAUAAUUCAACUCCAUAGCAUCUUUUCAUUUGACACUCCCUGCCUGAUAAAUGUAUACAUCUUUCAAAUGCCACACUCCCACUUUGUAAUGCUAAAUGUGUAGUCUCCAAGCUUAGGUUGAGAUAACCCUGGUGACAUCACUAUGAUGUCAUGACGGUUAUUUUCUCAGACUCAUCAAAGCCUCUCAAGAAGCACAGAAGACAUUAUAUGAUUGGAGAGCUGCUUUUGAUUUGUUUAUCAGUUGCUGUGUUCUAUGUAUAUGACAAUGUUCAAGGGCUUGGAUGUUUAAAGAUGAGAAGUCACAGAUUUGAGAAAGUUGCUCUCAUUUGCUUUGGAUUAGGUCAAAUUUGUUAAAUACUGUCAUGAGAAAAAUGAAUGUGUUAAUUACGGUCAGGUCUGUGUCAUGCUCUCUCUCUCUCGAUAAAGUUGUUUCCUCCUCUGAUCCACUUUUCUAAAUGGAGACCCUGACCCAGCCAUGAGGCUCCCUGUCCUGAGUUUUUACAUCCACAGCACUUUAAGAGCAAACUCACCGAGCAAUCCAACAUGCUCUGACAGCAUAGCCUCUGUCGCCAACGGUGCGGCUUCCUCACCAAAGGAUUCAACUAAACAUAAUCACUCUCAACAAAGUCGCCUUUCUGAUUUUUGUAUCAUUUUGACGAAAAUAAGAUGUCUGUCUCUAUAUUCAGUCCUUUGGACGUGAUGGCAGGUGAAAUGUUUUGAAGACAAACUCUUUGUGAAGCUGUGUGGUUUGUGCCUUGUUCCGAAGUUGCAUUUUUUAUGUCAAAGACAUAAAGAUGACUAGUAAUAAUAUCUAUGGACUGUCAUUAUGAUCUCAUGCAGUUUUUAUUAAGUUUGGCUUUGUUUUUUAUUUGAAGGGAGAAGUUAUUGACCGUGGUGUUUUCCACAAAGAUAACGUCUUUGCACCAAGUUCUUGUUUGUUUUUUCCACACGUGAUUUACCGUAUUUCCAUACAGCUGUGAGUUUGAUUUUCUAACAGCUCAGGAGUACAAUCGAGCAUUGAGAAAUGAGGCCUGGAAGGGUUAAAAGAUGAGCGUUGUUCUGACAUGAUUUUUCUAAACCAGAAGUCUAGAUGAGUCUGACUGUGUGUGUUCUGCAUCUCAGCUUUCUUUACACGCUUAGAAAUCUGUAUUGACGUCUGCUUCACGCUGAUGUCAGAUUGCUGAUGGAAACAUUUAUCUUUGUCCUUAAACCCAGUUUCUGCCGAGGGAACUGAUGCAUUUGGCUGAAGCGAGUUUCCAGAUUUAUUAUUUUCUCAUCUUCAUUGUACCAUAUUGUUAUCAUGUUAGUUAGUCUUUUCUUACAUGCUAACAUAUUGAUUUGUUUGAGCAAAUUAAAUAAAAAUUGCAGUACAAGA
Etheostoma spectabile (orangethroat darter) is the source of this 6365-nucleotide messenger RNA. RefSeq names its product ENAH actin regulator (gene enah). Gene Ontology annotation, molecular function: profilin binding; SH3 domain binding. The record is from RefSeq and is a predicted model, not a curated record. Gene Ontology annotation, biological process: actin polymerization-dependent cell motility; axon guidance; actin polymerization or depolymerization. NCBI's taxonomy places the organism in Eukaryota, Metazoa, Chordata, Actinopteri, Perciformes, Percidae.